Messenger RNA from Arabis nemorensis, 516 nucleotides. NCBI's taxonomy places the organism in Eukaryota, Viridiplantae, Streptophyta, Magnoliopsida, Brassicales, Brassicaceae. The record is from the annotation of a GenBank genome assembly.
AUGGACUUGCAAAUAGUGCAAAUCAAGAAGUUUAGGGAGGUUAUUCCAUGGCUAUUAUCACGUGCUUUUGAAGCGGGGGAAGAUGUGCUAAUUUACGCUGCUUCCGGUGUAGAAGAGAAAGCAACCCACUACAAUUCGGAUACUGCCUCUCAAGGUUUUAGUAGACUCUUAACUGGUUUACUCGGUGGAACGGUCGUAUUGGGAUCUAAGUGGCUAACGUACCAAUUGAUUGAAGAUCACAAAAAGAAGAAAGUGGAUGUGAUGAUUCGAGAGAAGCUUGAGAGGGUUCAGAUUGAGAUUAUGGAAACUGUUGGUAGUGAAUUAAUAGAAUAUGUGGAAGGGAUUAGAGAAGAAUUUCAGAGAGAUAUCAUAGAAGCUAAGGAAAAGAUAGAGAAGAAACUUGAAGAAGAGAUGAGCGUGAUGGAGGAUAAGAUUGAGAAGAAACUUGAAGAAGAGAUGAGUGUGAUGAAGGCUAAGAUGGAGAAGAAACUUAAAGAAGAGAUGAGCGAGAUGUAG